AAUCAUUGACUCGUGACAGUCUGUGCAUCGAGAUAAAUUCAGUAUCAACAUUUUAUGGAACAAGUGAUAUCACUGCGAUAAAAAUUGUACACCUUUAUAAACAUGGCGGAAAUAGCUCACGAGAACGCAUAUGAUAAUCCAAAUUUGGGAGCACCACCCCCUGGUCAAGUGCCCCCACCCAUCCUACCAGAUGAGUUGCCACCACCAUACACCCCCACCCCACAAGGUGGGAUCCCCAUGAUCAACUGUAAAGUCUGUCAGGCGUUGAUCAAUGUGGAGGGAAAACAGAACCAACAUGUUGUCAAGUGUUCUGUUUGCAAUGAAGCCACUCCAAUCAAGGGACCACCCCCAGGGAAGAGAUACAUACGAUGCCCCUGUAAUUGUCUGUUGAUUUGUAAUAGUACAGCAGCCAGGAUAGCCUGUCCAAGACAAAGCUGUAAGAGAAUCAUCAACCUAGGCGGCCCUACUCAAGUUAUUGUUCGAAGCCCAGGAUCUGAGAGGUUCAUCUGUGCAUACUGCUCUCAGAUAUUUGUCUUCAGUACACUUGGGUGGAGCCAGCUGUCUCGCUGCCCACACUGCAGUAGAGUGUCCUCUUGUGACAGUGCAUAUACAAGAACUCGCUGUGUGAUAUACCUCAUUCUGGGGAUUAUUUUCCUUGGAGCUGGAAUUGGUGUAACUGUUGGAACCUAUGAGAUUGCACGAGGUUCGGGGGGUAUCUACACUGUGUGGAUAGGGGCUUUUGUGAUUGGUAUAUUGUUUCUGAUAAGAGCCGCCUACAUUGGGUCAAUCAGGGUCAGCCAGCGAGCUCCUCCCCGCUAACAUCACCAUGGAAACUAAGAUGGCGCUCAGUGAUUCAAACAGAGGCCACAAUCAUUUGUCUCUUCUCUCUCUCUUUUUUAAACUAUAGAGAGUUAUGAAUGUACAUUUGUGUAAAUAUUAGAUAUCUGCCAUAUAAAUGCAUGUGUACCGGUAUAUGUGUAGAAAAUUUUAAAAGUAUUUUACUGUUUAUGAAAUGUCACAAAUGUCAUCGAUAUUCUCUUUAAAAAUCUUUUUCAAGUGUACUUUAGACACUAUGGAAAAUUAUUGAAUUUAAGUGAAUGUAUUGA
Saccostrea cuccullata (small rock oyster) is the source of this 1106-nucleotide messenger RNA. RefSeq names its product type 2 phosphatidylinositol 4,5-bisphosphate 4-phosphatase-like. Gene Ontology annotation, molecular function: phosphatidylinositol-4,5-bisphosphate 4-phosphatase activity. Gene Ontology annotation, biological process: phosphatidylinositol dephosphorylation. NCBI's taxonomy places the organism in Eukaryota, Metazoa, Mollusca, Bivalvia, Ostreida, Ostreidae. Gene Ontology annotation, cellular component: lysosomal membrane; late endosome membrane; plasma membrane. The coding region runs from base 103 to 819 and encodes 238 amino acids. The record is from RefSeq and is a predicted model, not a curated record. The transcript has 8 exons.